CCCUCGGAGGGGCCCGACCCAGUGCGCAUGCUUGGGACUCCCUUCGUUCGCAACCGUGGCCGACUUGGCUCUGUCUCGUCCCUCUUCGGCGCUCCCGCAGUUCCCCGCGCUUCCCCGCCACAGCCGUGCUCCCGACCGCCGCGUGUGGCGGGUAAGCCGUCGCCGCGAACCCGCAGAGGGCAGAGAGAGGAUGGCCACCUCCGGCGUGGAGAAGAGUAGCAAGAAGAAAACCGAGAAGAAACUUGCGGCUCGCGAAGAAGCCAGGCUGCUGGCGGGGUUCAUGGGCGUCAUGAACAACAUGAGGAAACAGAGAACAUUAUGCGAUGUGAUCCUUAUGGUCCAGGAAAGAAAGAUACCUGCUCACCGUGUUGUCCUGGCUGCAGCCAGUCACUUUUUUAACUUAAUGUUCACAACUAACAUGCUUGAAUCUAAGUCCUUUGAAGUAGAACUCAAAGAUGCUGAACCUGAUAUUAUUGAACAACUGGUGGAAUUUGCUUACACUGCUAGAAUUUCUGUGAAUAGCAACAAUGUUCAGUCUUUGUUAGAUGCAGCAAAUCAGUACCAGAUUGAACCUGUGAAGAAAAUGUGUGUUGAUUUUUUGAAAGAACAAGUUGAUGCUUCAAAUUGUCUUGGCAUAAGUGUGCUUGCAGAAUGUCUGGACUGUCCUGAAUUGAAAGCAACAGCUGAUGACUUUAUUCAUCAGCAUUUCACUGAAGUUUACAAAACUGAUGAAUUUCUACAACUUGAUGUCAAGCGAGUGACACAUCUUCUCAGCCAGGACACCCUGACUGUGAGAGCAGAGGACCAGGUUUAUGACGCUGCCGUGAGGUGGUUGAAAUAUGAUGAACCUAACCGCCAGCCAUUCAUGGUUGAUAUCCUUGCUAAAGUCAGGUUUCCUCUUAUAUCGAAGAAUUUCCUAAGUAAAACAGUACAAGCUGAACCACUUAUUCAAGAUAAUCCUGAAUGCCUUAAAAUGGUGAUAAGUGGAAUGAGGUACCAUCUACUGUCUCCUGAGGAUAGAGAAGAACUUGCAGGUGGCACACGGCCUAGAAGAAAGAAACAUGAUUACCGCAUAGCUCUGUUUGGAGGCUCUCAACCACAGUCCUGUAGAUAUUUUAACCCAAAGGAUUACAGUUGGACAGACAUUCGCUGCCCCUUUGAAAAACGAAGAGAUGCAGCAUGUGUGUUUUGGGACAAUGUAGUAUACAUUUUGGGAGGUUCUCAGCUUUUCCCCAUAAAGCGAAUGGAUUGCUACAAUGUUGUAAAGGAUAGCUGGUAUUCCAAACUGGGCCCUCCAACACCUCGAGACAGCCUUGCUGCCUGUGCUGCAGAAGGCAAAAUUUAUACCUCUGGAGGUUCAGAAGUCGGAAACUCAGCCCUGUAUUUGUUUGAAUGCUAUGAUACAAGAACUGAGAGUUGGCACACGAAGCCCAGCAUGCUAACUCAGCGCUGCAGCCAUGGGAUGGUGGAGGCCAAUGGCCUCAUCUAUGUUUGUGGCGGAAGCUUAGGAAACAAUGUUUCUGGGAGAGUGCUUAGUUCCUGUGAAGUGUAUGAUCCUGCCACAGAAACAUGGACUGAGCUGUGUUCAAUGAUUGAGCCCAGGAAGAAUCAUGGGCUGGUGUUUGUGAAGGACAAGAUAUUUGCUGUUGGUGGUCAGAAUGGUUUAGGUGGUCUGGACAAUGUGGAAUAUUACGAUAUCAAGUUAAAUGAAUGGAAGAUGGUGUCGCCGAUGCCAUGGAGGGGCGUGACAGUGAAGUGUGCAGCAGUUGGCUCUGUCAUCUAUGUCCUGGCAGGUUUUCAGGGUGUAGGUAGAUUGGGGCACAUCCUUGAGUAUAAUACUGAAACAGACAAGUGGAUCGCCAACUCCAAAGUCCGGGCUUUCCCAGUCACAAGUUGUCUAAUUUGUGUCGUUGAUACUUGUGGAGCAAAUGAAGAGACCCUCGAAACAUGAACGAUGAAUGGACUCCCACUCAUCUGAAACUUAGAGAUAUGGCCAUCAGUGGUUUAUUCCAAGAGUUCAGUUAUGAAGUUCUGAUCUAGUAUUUUGAUAAAGUAAGAUUCCAAUAAGAUAACAGUUUAUAUUGUCUGGACCUCCUUACUUAGUUCAAAGACCAUAUUCUAUUUGGCCAUAUAACCAAGAACCUAUCAGCCAGAAAACAUGAAAAGUUACAAGCACUUCUUGAAAACAUGAAUUGCAAAUAUGUAACUGAUUGUGGCAGAGUGGGGCAUGCUCAUCAGAGAAGUAGCCUCAGCUUAGCUCUAGAUUCUAUUUUCAUAAUUGUGUAAAUGCUGUGUAGUUAGCUCUUUUGUUUCAGUUUGGUCAAGAACUAAGUAGUAGUAUGAAUUACAAUCUGAGAUUAUAAACUCUGAUAUAGUAACUGUAA
Molecule: messenger RNA, 2384 nt
Organism: Mastomys coucha (southern multimammate mouse)
Lineage: Eukaryota; Metazoa; Chordata; Mammalia; Rodentia; Muridae
Gene: Klhl7
Product: kelch like family member 7
Exons: 11
Coding region: 191-1951 (586 amino acids)
Biological process (GO): protein ubiquitination
Cellular component (GO): Cul3-RING ubiquitin ligase complex
Molecular function (GO): protein binding
Source: RefSeq, a predicted model, not a curated record